AGAGCUUGUGCACCUUCGAGACGCAUCACGUUUCACGUCCUUUUCAAUUCAACAUUUCUCAUAGACGGAGGACCUUAAAACUACAUAGUGCAUGCUCUCUCUCUCUCUGUUUCCCGUGGAUAAGAUCUUGAGAAUAUCAGAGACAGAGAGACCCCACUUCUUCCAUUAAAAUAACAAUAUCCACAACUUCUCAAUACCAAUACUGAGAAUAACCCAUGAUUUAUUCUUAUGGAUUAUUCUCUAUAGAAUCUGCUUUUUUACGUUACUUUGCUAUAAUUUUUCAUUGAUCCUGUGACGAUGAAACAAAAGAGUGGGAUGUGGAAUCCUGGUUUGGUUUGGUCUCUCAACUCGGAUAGAUAGAUUCCUCUCUGCGUGGCAGCGAUUCUGGGUGUGAGCCAAAAAGCUUUCUUUUGUUUGCUCUAUUACCACAUAACAAUCAAAUUCGGGGUUUUCUUUUUCUUGGGCGGGCGGAGGGGGGCUAAGUAAAAGACAUAAGAUAUUUGUGGUGAGUGCGGUGGUGGGUGGGCGUUAAAUAAUGCGUCUCCGUUUUUGGUGUUGUAUUUGCAUCAAUGCGUCGUUCAUGCUAGUGAUGCUUUUGUCCGUUUCCUGUGACGUUGGUUGUGUGUCGUGUUUUGCCACCUAUUUUGUCAAAAUCUAUCAACAGGAGAUUGAUUUGCGUUUCGAUUAUUGUGUGGUGAUUAGUUCUGUUGCUUGAUCCAUUUCUGCUUGUUUGUUUCAAUGCGUGCGUAUGAUUAAACACUUAAAUUUCUUUUUUUUCUUUGGCAAAUUGGUGGAUUGUCUUCGGUAUAGUGUAAUUGACUGUUCAAUAGAAAAUGGAUAUGAAUUAGAUUAUAGAGAGAGACACUGCUUUCUGCAGAUUUAGCCACCGAAAUUUGAUAUAUUCGAGGAGUUUCUAGAUUAGUAUCCUACAAUUACAAGCCCUCCUAUCCUCUUUCUGCCUGUUAUUUCUUCAGGCUUCUGUGCUUCCUGUUUAACGUUUUUUCAGUGGAUUAGUGUUGGGACAAGUUAUUUGGUCCAAUUGAAAUGAAAGAAUUUGAGUGAAAAGGAGAAUUAAAAACUCUGGCAAUGGAGAAUUCUCAUAAGGCUAAUGGAAAUGGAUCAACUGAUAAUGGAUACUCUGUUGCAAGGCACUCUUAUCAUCCCUCCUUAAAGGGAUCAUUACCUUGGCUGGACAUAAGGGUAUUUUAUGUAAGAGUGUGCAAGUGUGAGUUUGAUGAUUCCACUCCUGAGUUUCUUACACUGAACCAUGUUCCUUUAGAUCCUGAUACUCUUAUUGAAGUUAAUGGUGUCCGUACUAGUAUAUAUUCUGAUGGGGUGUCAACCCUUCUCAAAAGAGACAGGGUAGAUAGAAAAUCAGAAGAAGUAACAUUUGUAAGCACUGAUAGCAUAAGGAUAAGUGGUAGUGCAAAGUUUGAGGUGUUUGAUAAAGAUGUUCUGAUGCUCUCUGGGGUCUUAGAAUUAUGUAAUAGCAAUGGGGUUGUUCGGGAAUCAAGUUAUAAUGGACAAAAGUGGUGCAUGAACUGCGAGUCAGACUUAAUUCCAGGCACCAGCUUCUUCAAAGGGAAGCAAUUGCUGUUACCAGACUCAACUCACCCAACAAUUGAGGUCUACAUUGCAGGCUCCUUCUCAGGUACUCCAAUUAUCUUAACAAAGACCUUGCAGCUUAGUUCUCAGAAAAAGCAUACAAGGAAGGGGGUAUUGGAUGCAAUUCCAGAGCAUGAAGCAAGUGAAAAUGGGAAACACCGUUCUUCAGCACUUGUUUUGCAGGCCUCGGAUUACCUCUGUGACAAACAUGAAGAUGAGGAUUACAACAGCCUAUAUUCAGGAACAGCAUAUGCUGAGGGCGAAGAUGGAGAGCUUUCAUGGUUUAAUGCUGGUGUUAGGGUGGGUGUUGGUAUUGGACUUAGUGUUUGUCUUGGAAUUGGCAUUGGAGUUGGCUUGCUUGUUAAAACCUACCAAGGCACCACUCGCCACUUUAGAAGACGGCUGUUCUAGUUGGAGCUUCUACUGAAACUUCCAAGUUCUCCCCUUUUUGUCCAUCUCUCUCUUAAUAUAAAGCCAACUAACCUUGAUUUUGUCCAUCUCCCUCUCGAUCCAAAGACAACAGGUUUAAUAUCUUUUCCAAUAGAGUGCAGUUUAUUUUUUGGCUUGCAUGCUGUAUGUAAUAUAGUUUAUUUUAAGUGCCAUUCUAUACUAGUUAUGAUCUCAAGUAAAGCUGGCAGGUUUCAAUUAUUUGAUCCACUUGUUUAGGUGGUAUUAACAUGAUUUGUCUUAAGGGCGAAUUAGUUUUGUUUGGAUUUUCCAAUAAUACUCGUUCUAUAAUGUAAGUAAGGAGAAACUGGUCCCAAAAUUACUUGUCCCAGUUUCUGUGGCUUUUCACAACUCACCUCCCUUGCCCUGAGCAGCAAGUCAGGAUCCACGACAGCAGCUGGGCCAGAGUUGGCAUGACUAUCUAGUCUUAAAAAAUGGUGAAAAAAGUUAACUUCUACAUUUUCCUUUAUGACAAUUUAUGGGAAGAAAUUAGCUACUGGAGUCAGUUGUCUUUUGUUUUCAUUUAUUGGUUAAAUGGUGUAAGUAGAAGUGGUGUUGACUAUCCUCCUCUCCCUAGUUGGCUGGUUGUGCAAGGUAUGCUUCAUGGCAUUGACCUUCCGUCGUCCUAGUCCAAAUUGGUCGGGUUCCUUCCAAUUUACAUAUAGUGAAUCUCUGCCCACUGCUUCAUGUUGACGCAAAACAGUGACCAAUCUUCAUGAAAAAGGCAUGUUAUACGCGUAUCAAACAUUCAGACUUGUCUCCUAAUUGAAUACUAUUGUUGUC
This is a messenger RNA of Abrus precatorius (Indian licorice), 2835 nucleotides long. RefSeq lists its product as uncharacterized. The coding region runs from base 1087 to 2016 and encodes 309 amino acids. The record is from RefSeq and is a predicted model, not a curated record. Gene Ontology annotation, molecular function: phosphoglycerate dehydrogenase activity. The transcript is spliced from 3 exons. Lineage: Eukaryota; Viridiplantae; Streptophyta; Magnoliopsida; Fabales; Fabaceae.